AUGAGUUAUUGUACCGAUAAUUGGUCAACAUGUCUUCAUACUAAAUUGAUGAGCAAUAUGGAGAACUAUGCUCAGAAAGUAUCAAUAGAAUUGGAUGAACAAAGUUUAUCGUAUGCCGAGACAGGCUACUAUGUACAACGUCUUGCUCUAGCUUUGCUCAAUACUGAUUUGUUCCAUCGACAUGAAAUAAUCUAUCAAAUGGUGACACGAAGCAUUGAAUUACCAUUGGGAAUGUUUGCCAUAUAUACUGUUGGUCGCAUCUAUUUUGGUCUCAAUCCAGAUGAGUGA
Adineta steineri is the source of this 288-nucleotide messenger RNA. The record is from the annotation of a GenBank genome assembly. Lineage: Eukaryota; Metazoa; Rotifera; Eurotatoria; Adinetida; Adinetidae.